This is a messenger RNA of Patella vulgata (common limpet), 6610 nucleotides long. RefSeq names its product trichohyalin. The transcript has 13 exons. The coding region runs from base 144 to 2030 and encodes 628 amino acids. The record is from RefSeq and is a predicted model, not a curated record. Lineage: Eukaryota; Metazoa; Mollusca; Gastropoda; Patellidae.
GGAAACUUCCGGUACAAAUGUUGUGUUUCUGAUUCAGCCUUGUGUAUAUUUUCACGUAGUUUGACUAAAUAAUAAAAUUUUUGUAAAUGGAUGGCUUGCAUGUGUCAUUAUAAUAUCUGCAACGGUCGUAUUAAAACUGUGAAAUGGCCGAAGCGAGAGACACCGGGGAAGCACUACCCCCAAAGGGAACAGUAGAGCAAGUACGUAAAGAAUGGUCGGUUCAUGAAGAUGGUGCUAUGGCACAUUGUCUACAGAAUGAAGAAAAUAAUCGACAUUAUGGUUUUAACAGGAAUCAGAGACGUACGGUACGUAGUGACAUUCCAGUUGCAAAGUUAGUUCAAUCAGAAGAGGAAAAAAGAUUACAAGAAGAAAGAUUAAGACAAUUACAGGAAUUAAAUGCACUGGCUGAAAGGGAUGCUGAAAUAGCCAAGAGAGUUGCAGAGAAGGAGAAAGAACAAAUAUGGCGAAAAAAUUCAAUUGAACAAGAUGAUGAGGCCAUUGCCAAACAAAUGCAAGAAAAAGAAAAGAAGAAAUAUGAGAGAUACCUUGAGAAAAAGAAAGAAAAAGAAUUAAAAAAGAAAAGGGAACGAUUAGAAAAGGAAUUAGCAGAGCAGUCUGAACAAGCCAGAAUGACUCAAAGUCAUGAUGUUGAAGAUCAAGGUACAGACAGAUUAAAUGGUAGUGUAGACAGAUUAAGUUUAGAAGAUACAGCUAAUGGUCAUACUAGGUAUACACAAAGAGUGACACCUGCUGGUCAGAUUGAAGAUGAUGGAGAUUUUAGUGAUUUCUAUGCACUGCCACCUGGUGAUGAUAAUGAUCCCAUCAGACGCCAUAUGCAAGAAACACAGGAUGAGGAAUUGGCGAGGUUAUUACAAGAACAAGAACAUAAGAGAAAUAAGGCAGAAGUUGAUAAAGAUAAAUUAAAAGCUAUAGAAGUACAAGAUGAAGAAUUAGCCAGAGUUAUACAAGAACAAGAAAAAUUAAAAGCAAGAAAAGCGAAAAUAAAACGUCAACAAUUAAAAGAACAGCAGAGGUUACAGCAGCAGCAUCAACAACUUCCAUCAACAGAACCAUCAAGGAAAGCCACAGAACCUCCUUUGCGUACACCUGAUGGUUCAGAACAACCACCUUAUCAACAUCGUUAUAGGCGUGAUAGUUAUACCAGAUCAAUAUCCAAUAAUUCAGGACCUGUCCAGAAAUCACCUGCUGCCUUUAAUGACACAACUCAACAUUUAUCUGAUGAGGAACAAUGGUAUAAUAUUCCUGAUGAUAAUAUCACUAGUGCUAGGGAAUUGACACGUGCUCAAGAGCUCUCUAGUGGUCGAAUACCACAAGAAAAUUACUCGCAUAAAGUUGUCCAGAGAGGACAGAAUGGGGUGUCAAAAAGUACAUCUCGUCCACAGGAACAGAGACAUAAUACCGCACACUUACCGCCAGCCGAUAGUUUGCCUGAUCCAGCAGUUGAACGAUGGCUAGCCGAAUCAGUACCCAGUAGGGUUGGUGCUCGGGGUCAAAGUGGAGCUGUUUUACCUCCAUCCCCUUCUCCCCCAGGCAGUUAUCACAGUGAAGAAGAAUCUCCAGAAAGUUUUGAACACGUGCAGCGAAGUCGUUUAAAUCAUGCAGUUAAUAAUGCAGGUAGUCAGUCAUUUAAUAUAGCUGCUGCAAUAGAUCCUACAUAUAAACGAAGACAACAUGAAAUAGAUGAUAAUACAGAACAAACACAUCAGAAAUCUCUAGCUUUUUCUCGCUCUUUACCUGUACCAGAUGAUACUGAAGUAGAAUGGGAUCCUGCUGGUUUAAGAGGUAGUUUAAGGCGUCCUAAAGGUCAAUGGAACCCCACUGCUACAAAUUAUCAAGAAUCCAGUACUUUAAGUUCACUACGCUCAGACCUGGAAUCACCAUCUGAUGGUGGACCAGUCAUGAAUCCAUUUCAACCGGUUCAAGGCCAGAGAAGGUCAACAUUAGACAACAGAAGGAAGGCUUCGAAUACAGGCAAGCCAAGUAAGGGCGGGAGCUGUAAACAACAAUAGUAAAAAACAUAUAUAUAAUUAUCUAUAAUCAGCACAAAUUUAUCUACACAUCAACACAAGAAUAGUUAGUUUUUUUAAUUUCUAGGUUAUUUCAGUGAUCAUAAUCUACAUACUCAAAUUUUCACACAAACUUAAGUCACAGGUGUGAUCUAGACCUCAAAUAGUAUUAUUGUAGAUGUGUAGAAUAGGAUAACCUAUUCAUAAAGGUAUAAAGAAUGACAGGACACCCCUAUUAUAAGUUAAGAGAUGUCUGUUGUCAAUGUUUUUACAUCAGAAAUUACUACCUGUGACACUAAAAAUAGCAAGCCAAUAUGGAGCUGUGUUAGAAAAAAAUAACAGCAACUGUAUAAAUUGCAGUAUAACUUAUUCCGAGUCAUCAACAUAUGAAAAGUAAGAAUGUAAUGGCUGAGUCAACUAUAUAAGGAAAGUACAGAAUAUAGACAAUGAUAUUACUAGAAUAUAAACACAAAUCAUGUACAUUGAGAUUACUUCCGUGAAACAGAAAACCCUAGUAGCAACUGAGUCAAGUUCUUAGAAAAAUGUUGUAAUUUCUUAUGGGCAUAUUGAAGACCAUAAAGAGUUGUUUAAAUUGUUUUGUAUUAUACAUAAACUUCUGGAGUCUUGGCCUUGAAGUAAAUUGUCAAUAGAUAGUGGCAUCGACUCCUGUCUAACCCAGUGUCUUACUGAAUUAAAUACUCAGCUAAAUGUAGAUAGAGAUAUGUUUGAGAUUUAAAAGUAGUUGAUGUACAGUAUACAAAGAUUAAACUAAUCACAUAUGUAUAUAAACUGUUUGCUGAAAAACUUACAUAAUCUACUUAAACCUAAUAUCUGAAUCAUCCGAAUUUUGAAAACUGAAGCUUUGUGAGUGCUUUGAAUUACAGAGAGAUCUGACUUUAUAUGUUUUUCUGAUUAGAGUUUUGUUUCAAAUCCUUUAUCUAUGGAAAGAUUAUUUUAGCUUUUAGCUUCAAUUUUCUAUAAUCUGAUUGAAACACAGAAGGAUCUUGAAGGCUAUUUGGACUGGAAGCCGUCGAUAAUGUAAAAAACAACCAGAAAUUUAGAUCUAUAUUUUAAUCAGAUUGAAUUUUUAGCGUUGUGUUAAUUUAUUUUGUCUCAACUACAUAUAUAAUGAUAUAUAUAUUGAUAAGGAAACAGACCAAUUAAAUGUACACGACAGUACAUAUGUAUAUUUUUAUAUUUAUCACUCCUCUAACCUACUAACAUAUAUUUAUUAAUUAAGGAUUCCAGUUGCAAUAAGGUUAAGGGUCAUAUUGAAUAAUUUGUUGAUAUUUGUAUAUCGUUGCUAUUUAUUUACUAUUAAUAUUGAUUAAUAUAACAACCACAAAAGACCAAAUUCUCUUUGAUUUCUGAAACACAAAGCUAGGAUUUCAUCGAAUUACUGGGCUUAUAUAACAUGUAUAUGUAACAAAGAGAACUUGUUGAUUUAAAGAGAAAUUUAAAUAUUCUGGUUCUAUGUACAUGAAGUGUAUUGUUACUAUACUUAUUAUAGAUUUCCUCAUAUGAGAUAUUUAAUGAAGAGCUCUUUUUCUGUCCAGACAUCUUUUCUUUUAAAUAUUAUUGAUUUGUAAAAGGAAAUCAAUAUUGUUUGGAAAUCAUUGAUAUAUAUACUGUUUUUGGUAAUUUUAAAGACAACUGCCUAUUUUUACCCCUUUUUGGAAAACAGUUCUUCAAAUAGAACUUCUACAUGUAUCAGUUAUAAAAUUUGAAUUGACUAAUUAGAUUAAAGGAAUAUGUAAAAUAGUAGGCCAUUUUAUUAGAAUAGAGACAAUAAAUUAUAUUAUUGCUUAUACAUGCAAGUAAAUUGUAGUUGAAUACAGGGUUUAUUUCAAGUUUACAUCUAUCAUCAGAUAAUUUCCACAUUAUUGAUUUAGUAGGAUGUAUUUAUUAUACUAGUACCCAAGGGUUGGCUUGGUACCCUAAUCUAGCGCUGUAUUUCAUAAAUAAAAGUGAAGCAACAUGAUAAAUCAAUUCUGAGUCAAGGUACUGAGUCAAACUAGGCCACUAGUUCCAAAUCUAUAUUUCUUGGGAAGUAUUCCCAUUGAGCGCCAUUUACUAUUCCAUCAGAAGAUGGAGUGUGAAUUACAUUGCUAUGAACGAAAGUAGGGCAAUAUUUUAGUUUGGUUGUGAAAGUGAGUGCAAUUCUGUUUACAAGUUAUUUAUAGUAAAUUAUAGAACUCGACACAACAAGUACAUGGUUCAUUGCAUAAUACAUUAAAAAUAAUUGGUUCUGCAUACAUCCAAAAUAAAUUAAAAUUUUAUGAUAAUCUUUCAGUAAAAUACCCAACUCUGUCUUACUGAUGGAUUCAGUCAUCGUAUUUACAUGACUGAAUAUAAGUAAAUUUUAUGUAAAAAAACAAGUUUAUUGUUUUGUAAACGAUAUGCACAUUUUAUCUAUUAAGAUAUUGAUAUUCAAUCUGAUUAAACCGCAGGUCUAAUAUAGUUACAUUUUGUUAUAGUUCAAAUUCCAUUUAUGUCUUCACUGACAGUGGGAUUGGGAAUUUUAAAAAAAUAAACUAAUUCUAUCUGAUGUGGAGGAUAAGCGAAUGGAAUGGUCUGUACAGAAUUAUUUUAAUAUAAAUAGUCUGUCAGUUUAAUUGACCAACCAUUCAGGUCUCUAUGGAGUUGAGACCAUGGGAAGGUAUAAAAAAUCGAAAUGGAAUUUAGAUCUGUAUUUUAAUCAGAUUGAUUGUUUUGGAAAAUUUUGUAUCAUUUGUUUAUUUAAAGGUAUUUUUGAUACAUGAACAUGUAUAUUAUAUUUGACGUUCCAGCAUGAGGAUGAAUUUUCAUUAUUUAAAUGAUGAAGAGAAUUUAUUUUAUUUUUACAUAUUAUAUUUGUUAUCUCGUGUUUUUAUAUACUUUCCAGUAGAAAUAAAACAAAUAGCUCAGUUUUUUCAAUAUUUAUUGCUAUUUUAUUAUAUUUAUAAUAGUUCUCUAAUUGCUCACCUGUAUUUAGCUUAAACUUGAGAAAAAUAGUAUAUCGAUUUAUUAAUGUCAAAUCAUCUUCAUAUAAGUUCUACAGUAUGCCAAUCAGUCUAAUUAAAAUUUGAUAUUUAUUUCAUUACAAUCUUUAUAUGGGUUGGCCUACAUUACCUAGAUUUGGGUUGGCCUACACUACCUAAAUUUGGGUCGGCCUACACUACCUAGAUUUGGGUUGGUCUACACUUCUUAGAUUUGGGUUGGCCUACUCUACCUAGAUUUGGGUUGCCCUACACUAGCUAGAUUUGGGUUGACCUACACUACAUAGAUUUUUGUUGACCUACAUUAGCUAGAUUUGAGUUGACUGAUGGUCUCUGUUGUCAGUGCAUGAUUGCCAGGGUAUCAAAUUCAAAAGAAUGUUUCUACAUAAUCUAGAUCAGAAGAAAAAUCAUUGUAACAUAUUUCAAUCUGUUUAACCUUUACAUAUGUUUCCUUUUUGAUUUAGUUUUGUAUAAUUUUGACAAGAUGAUCUAGUUUAAGAUAUUUUUGUAGUAGAGAUCUACCAUACUGUAUUUAUUGGCACAUGUACAGAUAUUGUUUUAUUUAUUUUAUCCACUUGUUUGAAUAUCUGUAUAUCUUGAUCUGUAAAAUAAAAUUAUCACUGGAAGCUAUGAUGAACAAAUAUGGGAGUAGCCAUGUUGAUCUGAAAAUAACCUAGUAAAACAUCAUUCCUUUUAUUUGAUAUUUGAUUAAAAGUUGUUAGAUUUAAAAUGAGCCAAAAUCUUGCCUGAAGUGUGGAAGUGAUCAGCAGUAGCAUAGUUAGAGAACUAGUGUUGUUUUGUCAGAACAGUAGAAGGAUUACAAGACAUGAAAACACUGCAUACGAUGUUUGAUGUACAGGCUAUUAUGUUGGGUUUAUGGAGGGGGAAGACGCCAAUACUAAACUCGAAGAGUGCUCUGUGUGGCAUAAAAUCUAGCUACGCCACUGGUGAUCAGUUAAAAUUGAUUUUUGUAACACUUUAUUCACACUUAAGAUGUCUGCACAAUAUCAUGGUAUUGAUACGUUUCAUCCCUUCACACUAUUAACCAGCGUGGUUCAAAGAUGUAAAUAAAGUUUUGCCAAGUUUUAAGAUAUAUCAGAAUUAAGUUAAAAUCAAAUAAAGUUGGGUCAUUAAUCAUCCAGAUACAUUAUGUAUCAAGUGAUUUGAUUGUUUUAAUUAGUCAGCUUGGCAUAUCUAAAAUAUGUUUUUAUGACACUAACUACUGUAAUCUCAAAGUGUGAGACAAAUAACAUGUAAAAGUUUCAUCUACUUUGGGCUACUAAUUGAUAAAUGUAUGAUUACACAAAUUAAGGCAUAUUUCCAUUGUUGACCACAUACCAUUCAUUUGUAUCUUGUAUAAAUUUACUAACUUGUUAUAUGUGAGGGACCAUAUAGAAGAAAUAUUACUAGAGAAUAUAGAUUAAAGCUUAUUGAGAAGACAGGGCAUUGUAUAGGCUGUUUUAUUUAUUAAUUCAGUUUAAUUAACAUAAUGUAAAAGAUUAACUUGUUUAGUUAGUGAAUAUUGUAUGCUUGUUUAAUCUAGUGCAAUUACGAUAACUUUAUGUAACAAUAUUGUAAAUAAAAUCCUUUUACACACACACUCUA